UGAUUGUGAAUUGUUUACAAAUAUACGAUCAAAGACGGCGGAGUUUGGUAAAUAGCGUUUAAGGUUAAUAUUUAUUAAAAAAACAUCAAUUAUUUUCUCUGAUGGCGGACGCUUGGGACGAUAUCAAGAAAAUCAAAACAAAACGGAACACUUUACGAGAAAAGCUCGAAAAAAGGAAGAAAGAACGCCAUGGAAUUCUUACUGCAACAUCCUCGCUGACAGUAGCAAGCAAUCAGCUGAAAUACGAUACAGAAGACUCGCCGGUUUUGAAAACCGAAUUAGUAGAAACAGAUGAGGUCGAGAAAGGACUACUACAAAUACUCUCCUCAAGCAAUUUAAUACUGCCAAUAAUAUCAACGCAAUUAAUUGAGAAAUUAACUAAUUCUUUGGUGAAUGUACCAGCAAAGGAAAUGGUCAACUUUAUACUUGCGAAGUUAGCUAAUCAAGGCGUGAUUAGCAUUAAAAGUGUAACUAUUGGUAAAGAGGUUGGUUGUGAGGUAAUUGCAGUAGAAGCAAAUAAAAUACUCGACUUGUACAAAGAACACAUAAAUGAUAAUUAUGUGAUGAAGGAUGAACUGAAACGUAAAUUCCAUUCAAAUGAUGAUGAAAAUGAUGAUUUGAAUUCGCCAAAAAUUUCGAAGAGUGAAAGCAAUUUAGAUGCUAGUGUAGGUUCACGUAAAGAAAUGUCCAUAGCUGAUGCCUCAGAUGAUAUAAUGUCUCUUCUAUCUAUGCCUUCAACUCGUGAGAAACAAAGUAAACAAGUAGGUGAAGAAAUACUUGAAUUGCUUACAAAACCUACUGCUAAAGAGCGCUCGGUAGCUGAAAAAUUCAAGAGUCAUGGUGGUGCACAAGUAAUGGAGUUUUGUCCUCAUGGCACUAAAGUUGAGUGUCUAAAGGCACAGCAAGCAACAGCUGAAAUGGCAGCCAAAAAGAAAAGGGAUAAUGCAAGUGUAGAAAUACCAGGUGAUGACCAAAUAAAAAGUGCAAUUAUAGACGCUUUAAGUACUAGCACAGAUCCAUCAAUAAAAAAAUCGGAUAACGAAUUAGAAAAGUGCCCUGAUAAAAAGGAUAAAGUUGAUACUGAUGUGGAUAUUAAAGCGGCUGAUUCGGGUGCAGAAGAUGGUGAAAUUGUUUCGGAGAGUAUUAAAACAACAGAAAUAGAAACACAAGCUGAAACUGAAGAAAGUAUUGACACUACAGAUAAAUGUACAAAAUUACAUUUUAAAAAAAUCAUACAAUCUCAUACUGAUGAAUCUUUAGGAGACUGUAGUUUUCUUAAUACUUGCUUUCAUAUGGCAACUUGCAAAUAUGUACAUUACGAAGUGGACACAAUACCAAAUAUAAAUACUAAUAAACCAGUAGAUGUUAAGACUAAAUUAUGCAUUAAACGGAGUAUAGAUCCCAGUGUAACAUUAUAUCCACCGCAAUGGAUACAAUGUGAUUUGAGAUAUUUAGAUAUGACAGUUUUAGGAAAGUUUGCAGUGGUAAUGGCGGAUCCUCCUUGGGAUAUACACAUGGAGUUACCUUAUGGCACUAUGUCAGAUGAUGAAAUGCGUCAAUUGGGUGUUCCAGCAUUGCAAGAUGAUGGCCUUAUUUUCUUAUGGGUAACUGGCCGUGCUAUGGAACUGGGUAGAGAGUGUCUUAAGUUAUGGGGAUAUGAACGUGUUGAUGAAUUGAUUUGGGUGAAAACGAAUCAAUUACAACGUAUUAUACGUACUGGUCGUACAGGUCAUUGGCUUAAUCAUGGUAAAGAACAUUGUCUUGUUGGAAUGAAAGGUAAUCCGAAAAAUCUUAAUCGUGGCCUAGAUUGUGAUGUUAUAGUAGCUGAAGUACGUGCUACAUCACAUAAACCUGAUGAAAUUUAUGGUAUAAUCGAGCGUCUGAGUCCUGGUACAAGAAAAAUUGAAUUAUUUGGUCGACCACAUAAUGUACAGCCUAAUUGGAUAACUUUAGGCAAUCAACUUGAUGGUAUUCGAUUAGUUGACCCUGAAUUAAUAACACAAUUUCAAAAAAGGUAUCCCGAUGGUAACUGUAUGUCACCAGCUGCGGCAGCGGGUGCGGCAGUUGCUGUUGUGAAAAAAUAGUUUAUAGCUUUUAACAUUAAUUAUUUUUUUAAUUUACAAUUGUCAAUUAGCAAACCAUACUUUUGGGCAAACAUACUCAUUAUUAGAUUGCAAUAAUUAAUAUUUAUAUAAAGCAUAAUAAAACUACAUAAGAACGUAGUGCACCAAAAAGGUGCAAUUAUUAAUAGUAACAUAGAAUGCAUAGUGCAUGUCCAAUUUUUUCGAAUUCGAAAAUUGAAUGGACACAUUUAUUCAUCCGCUUAUAUAUAACACGCAAAGGGUUAUUCACAAGUUGUUUAUAGCUUACAUAAAUCUAUAAAGGUGGUUCAAUUUAAAUGAACCAAUAUUCUGUAUUUGCUAUAGUUCAGUUUAUCAAUUUAUAUUCUUUCUUUAAUAUACAUGACAAUCAAUCAUAUUUCAACGAUAUUUAU
Messenger RNA from Teleopsis dalmanni, 2494 nucleotides. RefSeq names its product N6-adenosine-methyltransferase MT-A70-like protein (gene Mettl3). The transcript has 8 exons. The record is from RefSeq and is a predicted model, not a curated record. Gene Ontology annotation, cellular component: nucleus; RNA N6-methyladenosine methyltransferase complex. Gene Ontology annotation, molecular function: mRNA m(6)A methyltransferase activity; mRNA (2'-O-methyladenosine-N6-)-methyltransferase activity. Lineage: Eukaryota; Metazoa; Arthropoda; Insecta; Diptera; Diopsidae. The coding region runs from base 102 to 2084 and encodes 660 amino acids.